Naegleria fowleri is the source of this 3528-nucleotide messenger RNA. RefSeq lists its product as uncharacterized. The transcript has a single exon. Lineage: Eukaryota; Heterolobosea; Eutetramitea; Acrasida; Naegleriidae. Gene Ontology annotation, cellular component: cytoplasm. The record is from RefSeq and is a predicted model, not a curated record. Bases 1 to 3528 code for a protein of 1175 amino acids. Gene Ontology annotation, biological process: protein deglycosylation. Gene Ontology annotation, molecular function: mannosyl-glycoprotein endo-beta-N-acetylglucosaminidase activity.
AUGAAUUUAUUGCCUGCAAGUUGUUGCUUGAUUCAUAAUGAUUCAACUACUAGAUCGGAUCAUCAUCAUCAUUCACUAACACUCUUUCCACCAUCACUCUUUCAAAAUUCAGAGACACUUCACACACUCACUUCAAUUUCUUGCUCAUUUUCCAUCUUUUUACUCGAACAAGAAUACAAUGCUACGGAUCAAUUAAAUAUUCUUCAAAAAGGAAAAUCAAUUUUAAUUGCCUUAUCCAAAUUUAGAAAUCUCUCAUUGAUUGUGAAAUUAUUUUCAAAUCAAUUAUUAGAGCCUUUCCAAAUACAUGUCAAUGGAUUCGAAUUAGAAACUUAUUGUUGGUAUCAUUUGAAAUUUAUGAUCAAAGAAGAAGAAAUCAAAAUCAUUGUAUGGGAAUACAAUGAAAUGAUAUUUGAAUUUCAAAGUCAGUAUCCAUCUCCCUUGAACAUUAAAGAGAUCGCCAAUGAAUUUUGUCCAAUCAUUAUUCCUCCAAAAUUGGACAAAUGUGAUGGUGUGAAAGGUUUGAUCAAGGAUUUAUUUUUUGAAUGUUCAAAUCAAAAGAAUUCAACUCAUUCAGAACAUGAGAAAUUUAAUUAUGAUUAUCCUCCUUUCAUCCAUUGCAACAAACCUCACAAAAUAAUCUCUCAACCCAUCUAUUCUAUGGAACAAUUGAAACAUUUCAAAAUUGGAAGUGAUCCAAUGAAUGUCUGUCAUGUGAAAUUACACAAAAGAAAAAAAUCACAUGAAAAUUCUAAAGUUAUUCUCUGUCAUGAUAUGAAAGGAGGAUAUUUAGAAGAUAAAUACAUUCAAGGAGGAAGGUCAUUUCUCAGUUAUAAUUUUAAUUAUUGGCAAUAUGUAGAUAUAUUUAUUUAUUUUAGUCAUUUUCGAAUUUCAAUUCCACCUUGUGGUUGGUGUGAGGCAGCUCAUAGAAAUGGUGUUCAAGUUCUUGGAAACUUUAUUGUAGAAUGGGAUGAAGGAAUUUCUGAAAUUGAACAAUUACUCUAUACAAAACAUCAUGUCAAUAAUGAUUCAUGUCAUUCUAUUACGAGCAACAAUCAUCAAGAAAAUUCAACUCUCUCUUAUGAAUUAGCAGACAAAUUAGUGGAUUUAGCUCUCUACUAUGGUUUUGAUGGAUGGUUUCUCAAUAUUGAAUCACCUCUCAAGAAGGGAAGAGAUGCAUGUGAAAGAAUGAUCAAACUAUUGAAAUAUUUAACAAGAGAAUGUCAUCGAAGAAUUGGAAAAGACUCGUUGGUGAUUUGGUAUGACUCUGUUCUCUCAACCAAUGGAGAAUUGAAAUGGCAAAAUGAGCUCAAUGAGAAGAAUAUUGAAUUUUUUAACAGUUGUGAUGGAAUAUUCUUAAAUUAUUGUUGGAAGCCAGAAAUGCUUUCAAAGAGUGUUUCUUUGUGUAAUCAUCAUUCCCAAAAUUCCAACAACAACAACAAUACAGAUAGCACUAUCGUCGUCAUGAAUGAACAAUGUCCAACAACAUCAGUCAAUGAACAUCCAAUGACCACAACCAAUCUCAAUCCUCUCCAUGAAGAACGCUCUAAAAAUUCAUUCGAUAUUUACACUGGAAUUGAUAUCUUUGGAAGAGGUCAAUACGGAGGUGGACAAUUUAACACAACAGUGGCUCUUGCAGAAAUUAUUAAGGCAAGGACAUCGGUGGCUCUAUUUGCUCCUGGAUUUGUCUAUGAAACUUUAAGAUCCAUUUCUUCAGAAGAUUUGAAAUCAGAAAUGAAUGAUCCAUCCAUGUUGAGAAGACAAUACGAAGAGAGAGAAGAUUUAUUUUGGAGCAAUCAUGUUCAUGGAAAUGAUGUGAAAAAUGUCAAGGAAUUACUUCAGAAUGGAAAUGGUCAGGAAAAUAAUUUUAAAGGAUGGACCAUUCUCCUUCCUAAUAAGGAUUACAAUAAUGAAUCAUCAUCUUUGUAUGAUGGAUAUCACUGGAGUUUAUCAUCGAGUUGUGAAUUCAAUGAUUCAAAAUCAUUUAUUGCAUCUCAUCAAUGGUGUCGAAUGAGUCAACUCAUUGAUUUGACUUCUCACUUUACACUAAAUAAGGAAAAGAAUGAUUCAAGUGAACCUCUUGUCAUUAGAGCUUCAUGUUGGUACAAAGGAACACCUCCAAAAUGUGAUGAUUUAUUCUAUCUAAUCGUUGAAUUAAGAGAUGAACAUCAUCAAGUGAUUGAUUCCUUUCAUUCUGGUGAAAUGAUUUGCAAUGACAAGUGGAAGUGUAUUCAUCAUUGUUUUAUGGAAUACUCAACAGAUAUUCGAUAUAUUUAUUGGGAACAUGGAGGAAAAGAUGUUGAAGGAUGGAGUGGAAAUUAUGGACCUCGUGUUGCACAAUGCUCAUUGACAUGUUUGGAGUUUGUGAAUUACAACUGUUCUGAAGAAAUAUCUCCAAAAUUUAUUAGAAAUUAUAUUGAAGAGAGAAGUAUUCCUUCCUAUUGUUGUUGUGAAGAUCUCAUUCAGAAGGAAGAUUGUAAUAUUCAUUCCUUUUUAAAAAACAAUCAUGAUAUGAAACAUGACAAGAAUGUUGUGAACAAUACCACCAUCCAUUUGUUACAAAAGAAUGAUGAUAUGAAACAUGACAAGAAUGUUGUGAGUGUGGAAAACAAACGUCAACAACAUUUAAAAACACGAUUUAACACUGGAGUUGGACAAUACUACUUUAUUCAUGGAGAGAAAGUGAGUGAUCAUUCCUGGAAUAACAUGUCUCAUCAAGAAUUAAUGCCUACUUUUAGAAAUGUCAAGUAUUUGGAUCGUGGACAACCCCAUGCAUUGAGAUUCUAUGUGAACUAUGAUGAUGCAUGGAUUGGAGGAUCAUGUUUGCAUUUUGAAGGAAAGUUUAACCAACAAUCCAAAAAAGAACAAAUGACACGAUUCAAGUUAUUCAAAACGAACAUGGACAUUGAAGAAAAGGAAUGGUUACACCUAAGAGUUGGAUACAAACCAAUCUGUGAAUCCAGUACUUUUAAUUUAAUAUUGAAAAGUAUUGACCGAGAAUAUGUUUUCUCGACAUUGAAUACAAUAUCCUCUCCCAGGUUUAGCCUUAACUCUAAUAAGGACCAUUUCAUACAGCCAUCAUCUGUUGAGACACGCUGCUUCUCGAACAUGUGGAGAAUGGCUGAUUUUAUAUUGCACUUUCCAACAUCAUGCGAAAUUAUUGGAAUGGACAUUGAAUGCUUCAGAGAUUCGAGAGAGGAUAAUCCUCUCUAUUCAUUAAUGUUAGGACUAUUGGAGAUUCACACGACAUCUCAUAAUUGCAGGAGUGAAUUUUUGGAAAAUCGAUCCAUUGGCCUCAAAGCCUCAGUGGAGCAUACCAUAGUCACAAGUGUUCAUUUGGACCAAAUGGCUUUGCUUGGUCAUCAGCAACCCUCCCACGAGGCAAACAUUUCAUGGAAUCACGAAGAAGGCAAACAAGCCGAGUUUGUCAUUUUCAAGAACCAACAAUUUGUCGCCACCACCCGAAAAGCAUUGUAUCGACUUUGCAAUUACAACCCGAAUGACAACUUCAACAUCUAUCGCAUUGAAUAA